Messenger RNA from Nelumbo nucifera (sacred lotus), 2226 nucleotides. Its product is annotated as BTB/POZ domain-containing protein At3g19850-like. NCBI's taxonomy places the organism in Eukaryota, Viridiplantae, Streptophyta, Magnoliopsida, Proteales, Nelumbonaceae. Gene Ontology annotation, molecular function: protein binding. The record is from RefSeq and is a predicted model, not a curated record.
AAUAAUUUUCUUGUCUCGUCCUUUGCCAUCUCUCUCUCUCUCUCUCUCUCAUUCUCUCAUCUUGUGAUUUUCUGGUUUUUUUGAAUUUGAAUCAGAAAUGCAUGAGCUCUGUGAUCUGAAAAUCAAUGUUAAUGGGCAACACACUUUCUUUCUAAACGAGAGAAUUAUCUCGAUAUUCUCAGGAAGAUUGAAGAAGAUAGUAAAGCAAGAAAAGAGAAAAACCCAGAUCAGAAGCUCAGCAAUUGAAGUUAUUGAUUUCCCUGGAGGCCCAGAUGGGUUUGAGCUGAUUUCAAGGUUCUGCUACAACAAUGGCAGAAUCCUAGUAACCCCAUCAAAUGUUUCUCUCCUCCAUUGCUCUGCCAUAUUCCUUGAAAUGACAGAAAAGGUCUCAAGCUUCAAUCUUCUGCAACAGACGGAAAACUUUCUUGAAGGGAUAUUCGACUGGUCGUGGAAUGACACAUUGGUCUCUCUAAAGAGCUGUGAGUCGUUCUUCUUAUCUGCAGAUUCGUCCGGUCUUCUUCAAAAGCUCAUCUCUUCACUUCUAGCAAAGAUUGCUCAAAAUUCAGAUACAAUCCCCAAUGCUUUGUCAUCCUCUUCUUCAUCAUCCCCUGAAACAACCUCUGGGUUUAGAUUAUCUUCAUCCACUAAGACCGCACCAGAAACAGUGAAACCAUGUUCUUCUUCAACUUCAAGCAAGGCCUGGUGGUUUGAUGAUUUGACCAUUUUACCCCCCAAGAUCAUUGAAAAGGUCAUCAAGACAAUGGGCGCUUAUGGAACGGAUAACAACAGCUUAAUCCUCACCAAGUUCCUACUCCACUACCUCAAUACCGCUGUCCAAAGGAAAGGUGGAAUUGGGUCCAAGUUUGAAUAUGGUGCACUUGCAGACACAGCUGUUUAUGGGGUGAUUUUGAUGGGCAAAACCGCUUUCUCUUGCAGAGGGCUGUUUUGGGUAUUGAGAGUGGUUUCUGGUUUGGGUCUGAGCAGAGAAUACAGAGUUCGGUUGGAGAGAUUGAUUGGUGGAAUGCUUGACCAGGCAACGUUGGAUGAUUUACUCAUCUCUGGUCAUGAAGGUGGUGGUGUUUAUGAUGUGAAUCUAGUCUUGAGAUUGGUUAGGGUGUUUGUUAAUGAUGAUGGGCUGACAGUGCAGAAGAUGAAAAAAGUUGUGAGGUUGAUUGAUAAAUACAUGAGAGAGAUUUCUCCUGAUCAGAACCUCAAAAUCUCUAAGUUUCUUGCAGUUGCAGAGAGCUUACCUGACUCAGCUAGAGACUGCUUUAAUGGAGUCUACAGAGCUAUUGACAUCUAUCUCGAGUCACAUCCUACACUCUCUUUCGAGGAAAGAUCAAGGCUGUGUAGAUGUCUCAAGUACGAGAAGCUCACACUGGAAGCCUGUAAAGACCUCGCCAAGAACCCUCGAAUUCCUCCAAGGAUUGCCGUCCAAGCUCUCGCCUCUCAACAAUCCAAGCUACUGAGCAAUGAUCCUGCUGUUCCUGAGAGCCCUAGCCCAAGUGAAACACAGUUGGUUUCUUACAAUGAACCCGAUGCUGAAAAGUUUCUGGGGCUCUCAGAAGACAAGCAAGAGACGAGAAUGAACUUACAGAGGAUGCAAUUCAGAGUGGUUGAGUUGGAAAAGGUCUGCAGACAGAUGAGAGGCCAGGUGACAAAGUUGGUGAAGGAUAAAGGCAUGACCACCCCUGCACACAAUAGAGCCUUACCAAGGCUAUGUUAACUGUUAAAUCUCCUUCUCACAUGAAAUCUCAAAUGUGCCAUAUUGAAGACUUUGAGCCAGUAUUCCCCACUGAGGCACUGAAUCCCUCAGGCCCUCAGCCUUUGAGGGAAGCUCACUGCUCACCGUACUCUGGACCUGAUAGAGAGGUAUUUGGAAUUUACUAAAAUGACCUGAUAGAGAGGUGUUGAAGACGAAGAGGACUGGACUGAACAUUGAACAACUCCCACUGACUUGAUCAGUGCUAGCUGGCAGCCUCCCCACUUGAGAACUUGAGAUCCUCUCAGUGUCUCAUGGGAGAUCAGUAGGGCAAGAAGAGAGAGAGAGAGUCAGUCCAAUCAUGAGAGCAUUUAAAACUUUGGUGAAGAGCAAAUUUUACAGAAGCCAGAUGGGGACCCACCUCUAAUGCUUUCACCAAAAUUAUCUGGGUGGAUUUAUGUUCAGCCAUCUCUAAUCAAAUUGAAUUUUGUAUUGAUUGUUUUCAUCAGAUUUAUUAACUGAAG